UUUCCCAUUUUGCACCAUAAAUGAAAUCUGGUUUGCAAACAUACCCUUAGAAGAAGACACUCAGAACACUUUCCAAGUUCCAAGUAGUAGUUGAGGACACUUCCCGGUGCUGCAACAUGCCAACUUAGCCGCUUCCAACUUCCCCGGCACCGGCAUCCUUCUAACCAACGAAAAAAAAAAAAAAAUAUAUAUAUAUAUAUAGCAAUAAACAAUAAAUUUUUAAAAAAAAAAAAAUCCUCUCUCUGUUUCAGCGUCAAUAAUGAGCUCAUCUUCUCAAUAAUCUUUCUCAGCUAAUCAAAAUUCCCAAAUUAUUCUCCUUCAUUUUCCCUCCAUUUCCAUACCCAUGCCCAAUUUCUAGGGUUUCUUAAUCCCCCCCAACCAUGGACGACAAACCGCCAUUGAAGCUCCUCUCGCCGCAGGACUGGGAGUCUCUCAUGGACGACUUCCAGUGCGGCGGCGCGCGCCGCGAGAAAUGGACCGCCGCCUACGCCAUCAUCCCCUCCCUCGCCGAUCAAGCACUGGCGUCUCUCCUCAAGCGCGAUUUCCCUCUCAAGCUCUCCCUCAUUCUCUUCCUCGAGGAGUUCUCCGAUUCUCUAUUCGCCGAUUUCGAUAUCGAUUCCCGCGAGAUUUUCCUCCUCCGCCUGGUCGAAAUCCUGCGCUCCUUGCUCCAGAUGCCUUCCGAUGGAUUCGCGGUGAGUUUCUCUCUCAAAGAGCAAAUCAUGGUUUCCGUUACAUCGAUUUUGAUCUCUCUCGAGACCGGCCUCGAUCUGGGCCUAGUUAGGGUGUUGGAACCCUUGGUCGAGUCGUUGUUGACGGUUGUUAAUCGACCGAAUCACGGUUUCGAUCGGCAGAUUCGAGCUGUAGCGUGUGAGUGUCUGAGGGAAUUGGAGAAGGCUUUCCCAUGUUUGCUUUCCGAUAUUGCUGGUCACUUAUGGAGUCUGUGCCAAAACGAGCGCACACACGCGUGUCAGAGUUACAUUCUGUUGUUCACCUCCGUGAUUCAUAAUAUAGUUGUAGAGAGAGUGAACGUUUCAAUUCUCAACAAUUCUGUGCCUUUGGUCCCUUUUAGUGUGCCACAGAUUCUGUUGAGUAACGAGGGUUCCGCUUCCUCUCCUGGGUUGAACUACAAGGAGUUGAGAAGGGCCUUGGCGUUUUUGCUCGAGUGGCCGCAAGUUUUGAUGCCUUCCGCGAUGAUGGAGUUUUUGGGGAUGAUAAUGCCUGUGGCGUUGGCAUUGGAGUUGCAGGCUUCAAUGUUGAAAGUGCAGUUCUUUGGGAUGAUUUAUUCGUUUGACCCCAUGUUGUGCCAUGUUGUUUUGAUGAUGUACUCGCAGUUUUUAGAUGCUUUCGAUGGGCAGGAAGAAGAGAUUGCCCAUCGGCUCAUGUUGAUUUCCAGAGAAACGCAGCAUCCUUUGGUGUUUCGAUUGCUGGCGCUUCAUUGGUUGUUGGGUUUUGGUGAAUUGUUGUUGAGAAGGGGUGACGGCGGGAAAUUGAAGUUGUUUGGUGAGAUGGGCUCAAAGUUCUAUCCGAGUGUGUUUGAUCCCCUUGCUCUGAAAGCCAUGAAGCUUGACAUGCUUGCUUUCUGCUCCAUUUGUCUUGAUGUCAUGAACUCCGACUCAGAGAGUGGGAAGUCAAUGGUGAAGCUGUUUCAGGAUGGUCUUAUCUCUGUGUCAACCUUCAAAUGGUUGCCUGCAAGGAGUACUGAAACAGUGGUCGCAUUCCGUGCAUUUCAUAAAUUCUUGAUUGGUGCGUCAUCUCAUUCUGACGCUGAUCCUUCCUCCACCAAAACACUCAUGGAUUCCACCGUCUUCCGAACUAUGCAGGGAAUGCUAGUGGAUGUGAUGUUGGAGUGUCAGAGGCUAGUUCCAGUGAUUGUUACUUUGAUUGACCGCUUGUUAAGCUGUCAAAAGCACCAUUGGUUGGGAGAGCGCCUGCUUCAGACUUUUGACGAGCAUUUACUUUCAAAAGUCAAGAUAGAUUACAUGUUGGUUUCUUGCUUCCCAAUAUUCGACAGAAUUGCUGAAAAUGAUACAAUUCCUCCACGAGGAUUGUUAGAGUUUCUUACCAAGUUCACGGUGUUUCUUGUUGAGAAACAUGGCCCAGAUACAGGAUUAAAAUCUUGGUCUCAGGGAAGCAAAGUUCUUGGCAUUUGUCGAACACUGCUAAUGCACCACAAAAGCUCUAGAUUGUUUCUUAGGUUAUCUCGUCUCCUUGCAUUUGCUUGCCUUUAUUUCCCUGAUUUGGAGGUUCGCGACAAUGCGAGGAUCUAUCUUCGGAUGCUUAUAUGUGUUCCGGGAAAGAAGCUUAGGGACAUGUUAAACCUUGGGGAACAACUCCUUGGCAUUUCACCCUCUCCUGCCAGCUCAUUUUUUAGUGUUCAGUCUCCUCGGUCCACACAUAGUGUCAAAAAGCCAAGAAACUUAUCAUCCUAUGUCCACCUCGAGCGUUUGAUCCUCCUACUUGUCAAACAAUCUUGGUCUUUGUCUCUGUCUCUGUCAUCUUUGUCUGUUGGAAAUAACAAGCCUGGUUAUUUAGGGGACAUCAAGGACCCGGAGCCCAUAAUUGAAGAAAGUGAGAUUGAUGGAAGUAGUAGUAGUACUAUCCAGAUUAUACCAGAAACUGAUAGGAUCGAUAAGCCAGAGCCACUACGUGUGAUGGAUUCAAAGAUUUCUGAGAUUUUAGGACAAUUGCGACGGCAUUUUUCUUGCAUUCCUGAUUUUAGACAUAUGGCGGGGCUUAAAGUGAGAAUUUCUUGUAGUUUGAGAUUUGAAUCAGAGCCUUUUAACCGUAUAUGGGAAGUUGGUCCACCUGCUGGCGGUUUCGAUGUAAUAGAUUCCCUUCCUGCUAUAUAUGCCACUGUCCUCAAAUUUUCUUCCUCUGCACCAUAUGGGUCUAUUCCGUCAUAUCACAUACCUUUUCUUCUUGGUGAGCCUCCAGCAAGUGAUAACGUUUCUGGUCAAGGGGGUUCGUUAGAUAUUGUCCCUAAAGUAAAUGGUUCUAGAGAAGACACAAGAUUUAGAGCUCACGUGACAAUUGAAAUGGAACCACGGGAACCAACGCCUGGUCUGGUUGAUGUUUUCAUGGAAACAAAUGCAGAAAAUGGUCAGAUUGUUUGUGGCCAGCUUAACAGUAUCACGGUAGGCAUAGAAGACAUGUUUCUCAAGGCUAUUGUACCACCUGAUGUCCAGGAAGAUGCAGUAGCUGGUUACUACUCAGAUUUGUUCAAUGCUCUCUGGGAAGCAUGUGGUACUUCUUGCAAUACUGGGCGGGAGACCUUCCAAUUGAAGGGAGGCAAAGGGGUUGCAGCCAUCAGCGGGACCCGUUCGGUGAAGCUGCUCGAAAUCCCUGCUUCAUCUCUGAUUCAGUCUGUGGAGUGCAACUUGGCACCAUUUGUCGUAAGUGUAAUCGGUGAACCACUCGUUACUCUCGUAAAAGAUGGUGGAGUCAUUAGAGACAUCAUCUGGGAGGAUGCGGCCUCCCCCGACGAUGAUGAUGCUAACCAGAGGGAUGAUUUUGAGAGAGGCCCUCUUCAUCUUACGUACAUUGAUGAUACAGGUGAAAGAGACAGUGUUGUCAACAUCAGUAAAAGGAACUUGGGAUGCUUUCUUGUUUUGAUAUUUCUUCCACCUAGGUUCCAUCUCCUCUUCCAAAUGGAAGUAAGCGAUUUUUCGACUUUGGUACGAAUUCGAACCGAUCACUGGCCAUGCCUGGCUUAUAUUGAUGAUUAUUUGGAAGCCUUAUUUUUGGCAUAGAACUUUUUUUUUUUUUCUUUACUGAGUGCCAUUGCAAUGAAGACGGCAGGUAUCAUCCUUUAUUAUCGAUGCUGCUGUGAGUUCAUAGGCUUUUUGUUUAAUACUCAUUCAAUAAUAUUGUUUCAUAGAAAGAGGGGUUAAUUUUUGUACCCAGAUUCGAAUAAACGUGUGUAAAUACCUCUGCCGGUGAGUCCUUGUAUUAUUUUUUUGUUUGCGGGAAUUUUAGAAAUUAAAAU
Messenger RNA from Morus notabilis, 3985 nucleotides. RefSeq lists its product as uncharacterized. The transcript is spliced from 3 exons. Gene Ontology annotation, cellular component: AP-type membrane coat adaptor complex. Gene Ontology annotation, biological process: endosomal transport. Lineage: Eukaryota; Viridiplantae; Streptophyta; Magnoliopsida; Rosales; Moraceae. The record is from RefSeq and is a predicted model, not a curated record. The coding region runs from base 381 to 3749 and encodes 1122 amino acids.